AUGUUCGUAGGAGCCCCAAAGAAAUACUAUAGCGACGAAAGAAAGAUCAUCGGCGCUGCAGAGGUGGUACCGAACCUGUACCGAAAAAAGGGAGGAGUGGACCCUAAGCCUUAUCAAAAACGCGUCUAUACUUUGAGAGAGCGACUUCGAAUCCAGGACCAUGUACGAGAACUUCCCGAGACACGUGAGGAAGUUGUCAACACGGCAAACUAUUACUGGGACCUCAUGAAAACAAAUUCGGACCGGGGAAACACAAACGAAACCAAGCCGAAUCAUCUCCGAAAGCGUAAGGCUCCUCCGGAUGAACCCCAGGGACCGGAAAAGAAAACCUACAAGAACCGUCAAAACAAUCGGAGACGUCAAGAGUCCUCAACGAACAACAACCUAAACCCUAUCGGAAGGGAUAGAAAACGCAAUGUGUGCCACAUCUGCGGAAGCGAUACGCAUUACUCUCCUGACUACCCCGACCGAAAGGACCCUAAGGAAAAGCCAAAGGUCCAGAUAGCAACAACCGCGGGAAACGACAGCGAGACGGAGUAG
This is a messenger RNA of Penicillium cataractarum, 540 nucleotides long. RefSeq lists its product as uncharacterized. Bases 1 to 540 code for a protein of 179 amino acids. The record is from RefSeq and is a predicted model, not a curated record. Lineage: Eukaryota; Fungi; Ascomycota; Eurotiomycetes; Eurotiales; Aspergillaceae. The transcript is spliced from 5 exons.